GUGCUACCUGCUCGCAGGUAAAGAUGAUGGCGGCAGUGAACGAGAACUUCGAGAAGUAUGAGUGGAAAAUAUCGAGGAGUGUUCGAUAUUUUAACAGGAUUUCUGUUUGGUGCCAGUACUGUUAAACUUUACUACGAGAGCAUCUCCGACGUGGACGAUCCAGAAUCCUUUAUUUUUCGUCAAAAUCAGAAAAAGAUCGAGGAGAUUUAUUCUCAGCAUGAUAAUCUUACGUCGGGGAAGAAUGACAGAAUAAUAAAACCUACCGACAACAAUGCAGACUUCUUCCAUGAAGCCUUGCGGUAUGGUCAGCCAUUGAGCAUUCCAGCAAUUAUACCAUACAAGAACCAUGUUUUAGCAUAUGAUACAACAAGAAAAGUUCCAUUGUGGGUAGCAGAACACUUGACAAAAGACAAGUUAACGGUUAAGAAUACACCUGCUGAAAGAAACAGGACAACCUUUAAACCUGAUCCCAGCAUUCCAAUAUUGCUCCAAGGAAAGAAUGAUGAUUAUCUUAAAAGUGGUUGGACACGUGGACAUUUGGCGUCAGCAGGCAACAACAGAUCAGACCAAGCAGCCAUGAAUGAGACAUUUUUUCUAUCAAACAUUGUCCCUCAAAAUUACAACAAUGCCAAUUUCUGGUAUAGAAUGGAGGCAUUUGCUCGUCAUCUUACCAACUGCUUUUCUGAGGUAUAUAUCAUUUCUGGUCCAUUAUGGUUGCCAUGCCACCAAGAUGGAAAGAAGAUUGUGAAAUAUGAGGUUAUUGGCGAAAGCAAUGUGGCUGUACCAACUCAUCUAUUCAAAGUAAUAUUGACGACAAAUUCACGGGGAAUGGUACCUAAUAUAGCUGCUUUUGAAGUCCCAAACUCUCCAAUCACGAGCGAGCGGGACUUGAAGAGUUUCCAAGUUCCAUUAGAGAAACUUGAGAAAGACGCUGGCUUGCGUUUCUUUCCGUUGAUUAGGAAAUAUGAGAACUUGUGUGAUACAACGAGCUGUGAGUUGAUAUCUCAAGAGAUGAUGGACAUAACGUUGUUAAAAAGACAGAUAAAUAGUGCAAAAACACUCGAACAACUAAAUCUACUUUGGCGCUCAACAAAAACAAAUAAGAGCAACCUUAAAGCACUCUACGAGAAAAAAACAAUGGAAUUGAAAAACAAGGAUCUUACAUCAAGCUAGUUGGUAGUUUAUUAAAUGAGGCGAAUGUAAAAACUUGCUAAAUAUAUUUCCCUAUUCCUAAUGGUACUAAUUUUUCCAUGAAAUUUAUGAAAUUUAUAAACUCUUCGGAGAAAAAGAUCACUACAUGAUCAUAUCAUUAUGUAACAAUAAAUAUUUAAAACUAUCUU
Xenia sp. Carnegie-2017 is the source of this 1340-nucleotide messenger RNA. RefSeq names its product nuclease EXOG, mitochondrial-like. The record is from RefSeq and is a predicted model, not a curated record. Gene Ontology annotation, molecular function: single-stranded DNA endonuclease activity; nucleic acid binding; RNA endonuclease activity. Gene Ontology annotation, cellular component: mitochondrial inner membrane; nucleus. Lineage: Eukaryota; Metazoa; Cnidaria; Anthozoa; Malacalcyonacea; Xeniidae. Gene Ontology annotation, biological process: apoptotic DNA fragmentation.